Amoebophrya sp. A120 is the source of this 2734-nucleotide messenger RNA. Lineage: Eukaryota; Dinophyceae; Syndiniales; Amoebophryaceae. The record is from the annotation of a GenBank genome assembly.
CUUUUUCCGCUUGAUGCCAAACGCCGCGGAACCGGCCUCCUGGACGGAGAGCUUUUCGUGGUUCUUCCAAGAAGUCGUCGGUGGAGGUGGUACUAUAGGAGCGCCGGCUUCCGCUUGGUAUUAUUUUUCGCGCCAAGGAACAACAACAGCCGGUGCGGAAGUAGCUUCAAGGCGGUCGUCGACGUUGAUGAGCAACGCGUCCUCGUCGUGGAGGAGUGGGCCGCACCAGAGCGGAGGUAACAGGACAUCAGGUGGAACUACUUCUACCCAGCACAUUUUUUCGUCCUCGUCGUCUUCUGCCCAAAAGAACCAAAACGGAGGAGCGGAACUAGCACUAGGAAACGAGGACCACCAGCAGUCGACGUACUUCUACGACCAUCAACAGCUGUUGCAGGGUCUCUCCAAGCUGGAAAUUGCUUUGAAGAAGAGCAGCGCGGACCUCCAAGCGACGCUCGCACAACUGAAGCCGCUGGUGGGAGCCGUGAGACAAGAGCACGAAGCUACAGGCGGAUAAGGAGUGUAAUUGUAGUUUCACCGUAGCCGUACGAGCACUACUUUCAUCACAAAAAUGAAAUCAAUGCUAUGAAAAACGAAAUUAAGCAUGCGGGUUCAGCUAAUAUAGGUCUAUUUGUCCUCGUUGUACAAGAAUAUUGCACUUAAGUACGAGCGCGAUGCAACUUUUGCACAGAAUACAGCAAGAGCAGUCGCGGCUUCGUCUGCCAACAGGUCAUCUGAGCCUCCUUCUUCCACCAACAGCACCGUCUACACUUCCUCUGAUGAAGGGUUGCAAGAUUUGGUGCAUUUUUUGGAGCUCGUUUCGCAGGUCGUUUCGUCCGCCAUGAGCCGGCAAAAACCAACUUCAACAGCAGCGGGAGACGGAGCCAGAGAAACACAACCAGUAGGCACACGCACAUCAACCGGAGGGUUUAGUAAUUUCAUCUUCCAGCAGCUCGACCACAAAGCUCGUGGCGCAGACGCAGAGAACGAGGCUGCACUAGCGGACUCGCUAAGCGCAAUCGGAUCAUUACUCGACCUAAUACAUAGUGGCACUUCUACUUCUAUGCCAGCACAGCCACAGGACCGCAUUGAUUCACGACAAGAACCACCGCGGCUGGUGUCGCACCGAGUACUAGAGCAUCCGGACCAGAGAAUCGGCGGGGGCACGUCUGGACGUGGUGAAAAACUCGAUCUACACGAGGACCUUGAGUCGGUUUCCGUGCUCCUCGAGUCGGUCAAACUCGAGGAAGCGUUGCUCCUCGCCGAACUUCAGAAACUGUUAACAAAGCUGCAGCUGCUAGCUUUCGAGUACACCUCCGGAGACGAAGCUCAGGCAGCAGGUCUUGGUGAGUAUCAUCAUGCAGCCGGGGCUCAUAAAAAUUUUCUUGCCCACCAAAUCACAAAUCGACCUCAACAACGUGCACUUGGUCAACAGCAGACCACCACCAGCAGCAAGGAAUUGAACAUGAAAAAAGCACUUCUUUGCCUCUCUAAGGCUGCAACAAGUUCAACGGCGACCUCAGGCACUACAGGGUCUGGGCUAGUAGCGCCGGGAAUGCAACACAACGGGGCUGCUGCAGUAAAUGUAGAUGUCUUGCCGCAAGGAAAAGCAGCGAACUCAAUUGGAGGUGGAGCGCCACAGUCUUCUACCGUCGAUCCCUACUACGCACGGCUCCUAUGCAUCAUGAACUUUAGUUUCAACUACUACGUACACGUUUUUGUAAAGGCGCCAGAAAUAUCAAAUGACUCCUCGGAAGGACAACCAAAGAAUUACAAUCGCGUGGCCCACUUGUCUGCAUCAUGACAAAAGCAGGAAGCAGCUUGGUCGUGACCACGUUUUCUUCCCAAAGGCAGGUCGUCCUUCUAAUUUGUUGAUGUAAGUACUACGUGUGCUGGAAUGUAGUUGACCAGAAGUUUUCAUGUGGAUGUCCCAUAGCCUACGCGAACGAUUGUCGCAAGCUGCUGGCUGUCGACUCCUGGCAAUUGCUGAGCUACCGGGUCUAUGCAUUGUGAUGCUAUGUCUGGAUCUGGAUCUAGACAGAGGAAGACGAUGAAGGGAAAAUUUCUAAGUCAUGAGGCUCAAGGCACUUUUGCACGUUAAUACCCACAAGCUGCUCAUCUUUUCUGUUAUGAUGCGGGAACGCAGUUCGCCAUGCAGCAGCAGCGAACUUACUACACAGGGAGGCCUAGUAUCAUGAGUCGAGAACUUCGUCCCGCGCUUUGCAGUCAAGAAUCAAUUGAGCCGUGCACGUGAAGAUUCUGUUUCUCGUCCAAGCCCAACCUGCAUGAGAAAUCGCCAAACCCAGACACAUUUGCAUUCGAUAGCGAGCGCAGGUACCAGCAAAGGUGCGUGACUCUGCGAACGAUGGUCAAGCAGAUUAGGAUAAAAAUAUUGACUACCAAGUAAAGUGGGAGGAAAGAAAAGAAGUAGGCACUGGUAGCACCACUCCUGCCACUAGAACAAGAACUGCAGCUGCUUGGGCUAUUGAGAAGACGCUAACAUCAAGGCCGGGUGGAUGGAGCAAAAACUGCAACGGAGCUGAUAACGAGAAUAAAGUGGAUCUUUGGCAUCGAUUCAAGCUUGUCCCUUGUUGUUCUCCGCAUGUAAUAUUUAUGUGAUUAGAUUCUUCUUGCGUCUUCAUCUCGACCAUCAGUCCUUCCCGCGAGCAGCGGGACCAUACCUUAGUAGUCGUGGCAUCCGUCAUCUUUCCCAAGGAGUAGGAGGAGCAAGGAGGAC